UGGAGAUGUCCCGGGCGUAGAAUAAGCGUGAAACCUCUCCCAGCCUCCUCCACACACGCCAACGAGCCUGGCAUGCCUUCGCCGUCGGACUCCAGCAGCGUGGCUUCGGCCUCGGGGUCUCGAGGCUGGUCAGACAGCCGCAGGGGCAUGUCAGGCCGGGGGCCUGGUGGGGCACGGCUACUCCUUUACCUAGGGCUGUGCCACCUGGGCCUGGGGGCCAUGGUCCUGGCCUUCUCUUUCACCAGCAUGGCCUUCACCUCCUCUGCCCGUGUGAGGCAGUCCUGUCCAUUCUGGGCUGGCUUCUUUGUGGUGGCAUCAGGGAUAGUUGGCAUAAUCUCAUGGAGGAGACCCCUGACGCUGGUGGUGUCGCUGUUCAUGCUGCUGUCUGCAGUGUGUGUGAUCCUCAGUCUGGCCGGCUCAAUGCUCUCCUGUCAGAAUGCACAGAUGGUCAAAUCUAUGCUCACCUGCCAGGUGGAGAAUGGUCUGUGUGUAUGUUGUGCGCCCACUCACUCCUGCUCCAUCACAGAGGAGGAGACCCUGGUCCUCUACCUGAACGCUGACUGCCACUCAGUCAGACAUCAGCUAAAGGACCUUUUGUUCAGUGCAUGUGGUCUCAGCAUUCUCUCCACCAUCAUCUGUACUCUGUCCACUGUGACCUGCAGUAUCCACAUAUUCUCUCUGGACCUUGUGCACCUGCUGGCCCCACAUCGCUCUCGUUCAGUCAACCCAGAAUGCACCACUCCUCAGGACGCCUUCCUGACCAACAUCAUGGACUUUGAGGAGUUUGUCCCACCUAUCCCUCCGCCCCCCUACUACCCUCCUGAGUACACUUGCAGCUCUGAAACAGACGCUCAGAGCAUUACCUAUAAUGGCUCCAUGGAGAGCCCCGCCCCUCUCUACCCCACUGACUGUCCCCCUCCUUAUGAAGCUGUGAUGGGACAAAGAGCUGCAAGCCAGGCCACAGUGUUUGACCCCCAGGGCACAGAGCUGUCUGGAGACAGAGGAACGUCUGCUGCCUUCAGCGGAGAAGUGUCCAUGGAGAGUGGCUCUCUGUUGAUGUCAGAGAUUGUGGAUAUCCCUGAUGACUCCUCCCCCUCUGAGGAUUCCUUUCUGAUGGAGGUCGGGCUGAGGACCCACGGGGAGAGGGGCAACAGGAACGUUGGUGAGGGGGGAGACGGGGGAGACGGAGGAGACGGAGGAGACGGAGGGGAGUACAUCAGCUUUCGUAGUCCCCUGUGUCAGACUCCAGAGAGUCCUCUGGCAGGAGGACCGAGAGCCAGGCGCUUCCUCAGAGGAGAGAGGUCCAACUCCUGCUCUUCACCCAGCACAGCGACCGCCACAUACAGGUCUCCAGUAUUGCGUCGGCAGGCCAUGCUAGCUCGUAGCUGUUCCCAGCUGGAAGCUAUAGGGACAUCUCUCUCUCCACAGCAAUCCUCCAGCCCAGAGUUUCACGUUUGCCCCUCGACUCUGUCACGCCCAGAAGCUACCCCAUUCUCCUCUGCUCCUCCCAUUUCAUCCCCCUCAGCCGCCAGCGAGCAAAGCGGCGGUCAGGGUAAUGUGUCCCCCCUCUUGGGCCAACCGCUGUACCUUCGACGAAGGGCCGGGAGGAGUGAGAAGGAUGGAGAGAGUGUGAGCAGGGACAGAGAGGGGCUCGUACAUCUUGUGAGGUCACACAGCGAGCCAGGCAUUGGCUCCUCGACUGACACAGUUGACUUUGGCACUGGAGGCAGCAAAGUGUCUAUAGACACAGGUCCAUCUUCUGAGGCGUGUCUGUUGCCCCGCUCCUCUUUGCCUCCUGCUGCAGCUCUGCCAAGCAAAGGCAGCAUGAAAACAGCCGCCAUAGGGGUGGAGGUUCCCUCUAAACCAACCCCUACCUCACCACUGCGUUUACCUAAAGACUGCCACCGUUCCCUCGGAGACCUUAAAGUGACUCGGGGUCUGGUGGCUCGCUUCCUGCAGCGCUCCAAACGCAACCUAUCACACUCCUCCGAGCAUGCUGGGAGCACCGGGCAGGGGCCGAAGAGGAGGAGUGGCGUUGAGGGCGCUGCCAACAACCACCUGCCCUUUGAACAGGUGUUGCUGACCCCUUGGAGCAACAGCCGAAGAUACUCCAACCAUCACACCCAUCACCCUCAUCGCCGUGGACACCACCACUCUCAUAGUGACAGUCGACACAACCGGCACCACAGCAGUCUGGCGCCAGAGGGGAUCCACCUGCGCAGCUGUGGAGAUUUAAGCUCCUCGUCCUCAGCAUCACUUCGUCGAUUAGUGACACCGCAUGGGUCAUCGGGAGCUCUUUACUCUGAGUCUGCACUGUGAGGAGAGGAGGAGGGGAAAGGAGGGAUGGAAGAUGCUCAUAAGUUGACAGAGUUGUAAUGAAGAUGGAAGGAAGGCAGGCUGAGGAAAAGUAGAGUCUGAGGUAGUUCAGUGGAGAUAUCUAGUGCUUCAAAUGGGAAGGUUCUCCCUCCUUUUCCUCGUUGUCACCUCCGUUUCCUGAAGCUAACUGUGCAAAUGGCCUUAUUCAGUGGUGCUCUUUAUCACUCUGAACAUCAGAGCUCACACGAUACUGAGCAGUGUGGUCCCUGUUCUAACAGAAUGAGUCCACAACUGGCUUAAACAACCAACCAGAUUCAUCUUUCCGCUGUAUUCGCCACCCAUUCUCCCUCAAUACUGAUCUGGAGACAUAUUUUCCUCAAGACUGGAGGCAGAACUCAACAAGCAUUCAUGCUACAACAACCAAUUACGCAGAUGUACAUUCAGUCUGUUACAUCAUUAUGGGUUGCAAUCGGCUUCUGGCCCUUUUGUACAUUGCACUUCACCCACAGGAUCGCUCAGAGAUGUAUCAUAGAAACCCUUAUUUUGUCUUCCAUUAAUUAAGUCAAAUGAAUCUUGAUAAAUAUAGAGUUAGCUGAGUGCUCUGACAUGGAAACCGCUUCACUGAGUUGCUAAUUUUAUCUUUUUAUCUUUUUCCACGUUUUUCCAUCUACACACUGGCCUUAAAAAAAGGCAGCCAGCAUUUUUAACAUUGACAUUAAUGCAUGCCACAGACACGUGCUAAGCGUUUGAAAUGUAUAUUCUGUGAGUGGCCCCUGGACGCGGUGGUUUGAUUUGCAUACGUGCAUGUUUCGCUACAGCCUCCCGAAUACAGCAGGUACCUUGUGCAUUGGACCUGACCGUCUGUGUAACUACGUAACAUGUCCUCAGAAUGUCUUAUCUGCAUGUUUUGAAAUGCUUCUUAUUUUUUUUCUCUUGCAUUUUAAAUGUGUGUGUGUCAAUAGAUAUAGCUAAAGGGGAAGGUCAGAGUCAAGGAUGCACAGUGCUCCCAAGGUUUUCGACCAGAUGGCUCCAAACAUGCCUCUGCAUCCUGAUUUGAUUUAGGUUGGGUUUGAAAAUGUUUCGAGUGCACAGGCAUAUAUGUGACACUAGCUAACGCAGCCGGAUCCUGUAAGAUAAGUGGUGUAAAUUGCACUGCGACUGAAGAGUCUCUUGCAAUAAAUGUUGGUAUUUGUUAUGAGGCUGGGCUUCACACUAUGCUUUGGCACAGUUCUCUUUGGACUUUCAGGGGUUGUGGAUGGGUGGCUAAUAAAACAAACAAAACAACUUGGGGUGCUAACAUUGGACAUAUGAUGGGUCAGGCAGCUCUGGAAACGGGGUAAUGAGUAUAUCAAUAUUUGGGUUGAAUUGGAGUUUUUUUCUUUGGAAAGUAUUUUUGAUGUGCUCACAAAGUGAAUGAAUUAACUCUGAUAUUAUAAAGGCACAUUUUGGAUAUACUCAUGUAUUUGCCAAAUUUUAGAAAUGCACACGCACACACACCUGCACACAGAUGCAGGCACACCCAUACACUCCCUUAUUAAGGCAUUGAGCUGUAUUUCUACCUCCUGUCUUGCAUUAAACAUUAUUUAUUUGAAGAAAUGUAUAUCUGUAUGGCAGGCUUAACCGGCGAGAGCCUUGAAACCUGAAUAAUAAAUGUAUCUAAAUAUGAAAAGUAUUCCAGAUUUUAAAUGCAGUGUCAAUGGCAAAACUUUUAAUGCAAUGUAUUUAAAAAUAUGAAAUAAAUGAUAG
Pseudoliparis swirei is the source of this 4062-nucleotide messenger RNA. It is a transcript of the gene entrep3, whose product is annotated as family with sequence similarity 189 member B. The record is from RefSeq and is a predicted model, not a curated record. Lineage: Eukaryota; Metazoa; Chordata; Actinopteri; Perciformes; Liparidae. The coding region runs from base 73 to 2319 and encodes 748 amino acids. The transcript has 15 exons. Gene Ontology annotation, cellular component: membrane.